AUGAAUCCUUUUUUUGAGAUGCCUCUUGACGAGCAACUCCAUCGGAUAACCGUGACAUCGGUUAUCAGUGUCAGCUCGUACAUUGUGAUGCGAGCACUUCAGAUUUUCUCUGGACUCAAGUUCCCAUCAACUGGACCUAAUGAGCUCAUGUUCUUCGACUCACUUCUUGCUGUUUCAGUAGGAUGUGUCUCAACUUUCCGCACUUUGAACUCUCACUGUGGUAAAAUGGUCUGUUUUGUGUUCAUCCGUAUGGUGUUCCUUCUAGUCAUCGGCAUAUGUCUCUAUUACGACCCAACGCUCUUUGGCUCCGAUGCCCCAGCUUUUGAUUUCGCAAUCUCCUGGAUGUUGUUCUCCAUCUACACCACCUCUUCCACUGCUUGUAUCACUAUCUGCUUUGUCGUCUUCUACACCGAGGAAAUCUUUCAACGAUUCUCGUGGAACUAUUGUUCUGAGAGCUGCUGCCCAACGGAAGUCACUCAAGAAAACGAUGAGCAUCUUCCUGGUUACCACGAUGUGGUUUCUCUCUGCUCCCUUCCACCGACCUACGCGCAAGCUAUGGCCAGUCGCCCACCAGAAAUUGCAGGAUACACCCCACUUUCUACUCCAACGGUCACAACUCCACUCUCUCCAGUUAAUACAAUCAUCUCAAUGACAAGCAGUGGUGGCGUUCGUUACAAUCGGUACCAGGCAGAUGCUGAGGAAACCAUGUGUUGA
This is a messenger RNA of Caenorhabditis briggsae, 714 nucleotides long. The transcript is spliced from 5 exons. The record is from RefSeq and is a predicted model, not a curated record. NCBI's taxonomy places the organism in Eukaryota, Metazoa, Nematoda, Chromadorea, Rhabditida, Rhabditidae. The coding region runs from base 1 to 714 and encodes 237 amino acids.